Molecule: messenger RNA, 3551 nt
Organism: Pristis pectinata (smalltooth sawfish)
Lineage: Eukaryota; Metazoa; Chordata; Chondrichthyes; Rhinopristiformes; Pristidae
Product: galactocerebrosidase-like
Exons: 17
Coding region: 121-2118 (665 amino acids)
Biological process (GO): galactosylceramide catabolic process
Cellular component (GO): lysosome
Molecular function (GO): galactosylceramidase activity
Source: RefSeq, a predicted model, not a curated record
CUCUGCGUUGCCGCCUCGUACUCCCGGUGACGUCGCCGCCGGCUGGAGUCGCCACUCCCUCCUUUGUGACGACGGAGUACGGAUCAGGUGACCGCGGGCUGCCCCCUUGGUACCGCGGCCAUGGCUGCACCGGCCCGAGCCCCGACGGCGGGGCUCUUCCUCCUGUGUUGCGCCGCGUUGGCGGGGGCCGCCGUCUACGUGCUGCACGACGAGGGAGGUCUGGGCCCGGAGUUUGAUGGCAUCGGCGGCCUGAGCGGCGGUGGGGCAACUUCCCGACUUCUUGUCAACUACCAAGAGCCAUAUCGCAGCCAAAUCCUGGACUAUUUAUUCAAGCCAAACUUUGGUGCUUCUUUGCAUAUUUUGAAAGUAGAGAUUGGUGGCGAUGCCCAAACAACAGAUGGGACAGAACCUUCACAUAUGCACUAUGAAGAUGAUGAAAACUAUUUCCGAGGAUAUGAGUGGUGGCUGAUGAAAGAAGCAAAGAAAAGGAAUCCUAAUAUUAAAUUAAUAGGGCUACCCUGGGCCUUCCCUGCUUGGAUUGGUCGUGGAGAGAGCUCACCUUACUCUUACCCAGACAGAACAGCCUAUUAUAUUUCUUCAUGGAUUCACGGUGCUAAAUUGUAUCAUAAUCUUGAUAUUGAUUAUGUUGGGAUUUGGAAUGAGAGAAGUUAUGACAAAAAGUACAUCCUGCUGCUGAGAUAUACCAUGGACAAAAUGGGUCUAGAGCAGGUGAAAAUCAUAGCCAGCGAUAAUCUUUGGGAACCGAUAUCUUGGUCUGUGCUUCAUACUGAGCUAAGUGAUGUGGUCGACGUUAUAGGAGCCCAUUAUCCUGGAACAGUUUCAAGCAGCAAUGCUAGGAAGACUGGCAAGAAGCUGUGGUCAUCUGAAGACUACAGUACUGUUGAUAAUAAUGUAGGAGGAGGGUGUUGGGCUCGGAUACUUAACCAGAAUUAUGUUAAUGGCAAUAUGACUUCUACAAUCGCAUGGAAUCUGUUGGCAAGUUACUAUAAAGAGUUGCCAUUUGGCUUGGAUGGGCUAAUGACAGCAGAUGAACCAUGGAGUGGGCACUAUGAAGUGCAGUCACCUAUUUGGAUUACAGCACACACCACACAGUUCACUCAGCCAGGAUGGCAUUAUCUGAAGACUGUUGGUCAUUUGGAAAAGGGUGGCAGUUAUGUGGCCCUUACCGAUGGGAAAGGAAACCUCACCAUUAUCGUAGAGACCAUGACUCAUGAUCAUUCAAUAUGUAUCCGGCCUCCACUGCCACCUUUCAAGGUAUUUCAGCAGAAAGCAACUUUUCAGUUGCUAGGAUCAUUUAAACAGAUUGAAACUUUAAAAGUAUGGCAUACAAAAUUUGACUUCUACAAGAACUCCUCCAAGUUUUUUUCUCAACAUUCCGACAUCAAGCUAGUGAAUGGAUCCUUUUCGAUGCCUUUGGAGGUAGAUGAAAUAUGGACCAUGACCACCAUCAGCACGGGGAAACGAGGCAGUUUUCCAGAGCCACCUCCCUCCAGCUCAUUUCCUAAGGACUAUGCGGAUGAUUUUAAUGUCAAGAUUCCACCAUUCAGUGAAGCACCUAAUUUUGCUGACCAGACUGGAGUGUUUGAAUAUUUCAUGAACUACAGCGAUCCUGGUGACCAUGUGUUUACUCUGCGACAGGUCGUAACCCAGCGACCUAUAACUUGGGCAAGUGAUGCUGACCAAACAAUUAGUGUUAUUGGUGAUUACAAGUGGCAAGAUGUAAAUAUAACCUGUGAUGUACUCAUUGAGACAGCCAGUACUGGUGGUGUGUUCAUUGCUGGAAGGGUUAAUAAAGGAGGGGGACUUAUUCGACAUGCAGAAGGCUUGUACUACUGGAUCUUCGCAGAUGGGAAUUACAAAGUUACGAAUGACCUGCCUGGCAACACUGUGUUGGCUUCAGGCAAAUCAGGUACACGUGCAGGAAAAUGGCAUACUCUCACUCUCAGAAUUCAGGGCGAUUUAGCAUAUGGAUUAUUGAAUGGCUGCCUACUGUGGAAAGAUGUUCGUGUAGUUCAUCCUCGCAAUGGCUGGGCUGCUAUUGGAACACGUGGCUUUGAACUGGCUCAGUUUGAUAAUUUUCACAUACAGGCCAGUUAAUCCCAAGUAAAUCCAUUCUUGCAUAUCUAAAGCACAAUGGCUUAUGAAUGUCUGUUGCCUCUGCAGUUUUGAAGUGCCUUAAAAUGAACAUGAGUACAUUUCCCCACUAUUGUACAUUUAGGCAUUGGAGGCAGCUACUUAACUAAAGUUUAACAGGGUAUUUGUAUAUUUCACUGAGCUCCACCUCUUAGAAUUGUAAAUCUGAUGGUUUACUUUCAAGUGUCAAUGGUAUAAUAAUUGUUACAAGACAUGCUGCUUCAGCCUAAUUGGAUGCAAUUCAUGACAUUGCAUUUCAAGCAAAUGUUUAAGUAUAUCACACUUCCAUCUGCUCAUGUGUAUACUGGGAAUGAAUUACAACAAAACCAAGGGUAUUGUGUGACACUCAGAAAGGUAAACCAUCUUCCUCCUCAGCCUAUAAUUGUCAGAUUGUUUGCCAGGAUGCCUUCUGCAUAUCAAGAAACUUCCUCCAGCAAAACGUGCAUCAGAAGUACCAAAGCAAUUGUCUUCAACUAACCACUAACUCUUUUCUUGAACUACCGUACCCAUCCGUCUCCAUGGCAACUGACUAAGGCUGAACCUGACUGUUUGCAACCUUGCUAUCAAAUUUGAACUCCUGAUGAGCAUUGGACCAGAUAUUCACACCAUUACCAAAGACCAAUUUCUACCCUUUAUAAUAUUGCCUAAUUCCAGUCCUGCUUCAGCGCACAUGCUCAUUAGCCAUCCAUAGAUAUGUGCAUUCCAACUUUUACCUGGCUGGCUUCCAUGUUCUACUUUAUAUAAGCAUCAGCUCAUCCAGAACUCUGCUGCCAGCAUCUUAGAUUGCAUCGUGUUUCACCAUCAGCCCUACACUUGCUGACCAACACCUGGCCUCAUCCCUUCCCUUCUCUAUAAUCUACUUCAGUCUUGCAAUCCUGCAAGGGAUCCAAACUUCAGUUCUCUCCUUGUGAGAAUCCCUCGUGUUUAUUGUUACAUCAUUUGCAGAUUUGCCUUCUUGCCAAAACCCAGAGCUCUGGAAUUCCCUCCCUCAAUAUCUCUGCUUUGCUGAUUUUUGUUCCUUUUAAGAUGCUCCUUAAACCAUGCCUCUAACCAAGGUUUAGAUCACAUCCCUUGUGUCUCUGUGUGUCAAAUUUAUUUGAUGAUACUCCUGGGAAUUUUUUUUUGUGUAUUUAACAGAUUAUUUAUAUCAUGUUGUUGUUGUUACUCAAUAUUGAAUUGUUACAGGAUUCUGGUCUGGAAUAUUUAGUUGGUUUGUUCACUUUCUUGAAUAGCUUUUUGGUUUUUGGUUUCUUUUUAAUUGUAUGUUUUACAUCGAACCUUUCUCUAAAUCUUCAUUGUUUUUCUAAUGCAAACGUAACUUGCCUUACUCCAAAUAAAUAAAAUCUUCCAAACAUUUUUAAUUUUUUUUUAUCAAGCCAAUAAAAAUGAUAUCACCC